Molecule: messenger RNA, 1296 nt
Organism: Stylonychia lemnae
Lineage: Eukaryota; Ciliophora; Spirotrichea; Sporadotrichida; Oxytrichidae
Source: the annotation of a GenBank genome assembly
AUGCAAGAAGAGCAACAAAUCAUCAGUGAGAAUCAAAAUUCAGACAGUAUUGUCCAAUAAACCUAAAGUUAAGACUAUGAAAGCUAACAAUAGACUGAAGUUCUGAUCACGGAUAAUAAAAAUACAGGAGCUAAUACCUCAACUUAAGAGGUAGCUAUGAAUGAUCAGACUCAACAUAAUGAAGACUCAGUGCUCUCACAGGAGGAGCAGCUCUCUGAAGAAGCCAAAGAGAAAAUAAGAGAGGAAAACAAAUGGAAAAACUUUGUGCCAACUGAGCAAAAGAGACCGAUUGAUGAGUUUUUCGACUUGAAAUCUAUCUCACCUAUUAGGGAGGAGAGAAUUCCUGAGAAUAAUGAGAUAGUGAAAUAUGUAAUUGAGGAUGGCAAGGGUAGUUUCAUCGGAUUGCAGGAUGAAGUAUUCUACAAGCAUGAGACAAGAUUCGACAAUGGCCAACUUGUGGAUUUUUCAGAGAAAAGAAAUGCUAUUGAUAAAUUCGUGAUGAGCGAUUCCAGAUUCCAUGACUUCUACAAGCUUAUUUUCAAAACUAUGAGGAAGGGAGAGAUUGCUUGGGGAAAGUUUCCUAAAUCCUCUCACAAUGGAAUCUACCAUUCUUCAACUCAUUUCUAAAAUAAGCCAGAAGAAAUAAAGGCUUAAAUCGGUGAUGAUGUCUACAUCAAAUUUUCAAUAAACAACAUAAAGAGGAACAAUCAGUGCCCAAAUUCUAAUUCUUUUGAAUGCCUAGAGGAAUAUCUCGGAUAAAUCAGGAGCAUUUGCAAGGAAUUAAUGGAUGAUGGGGAGUACCCUAACGCCCAAAAUCUUUACUCAAGAGUUUAUGCCUCAUACAAGAAUAUGUCUAAAGUUUUAAAAGAUUCAUUAACUGAAGAAUAGAAGUAGAAAAGAGAUGAGGCAUUGCAUCUCUUGAGCCUGAAUCUAUCUAUAACUCACUUUAAAAGAAACAACUUCAAGGAUUCUAUCAAGCAUGCCAAGGAAGCACUUGAAUACAACAAAGAAAACCCCAAAGCAUACUUUAGAUUAGCCAUGUCUUUCAAAGGUAAUGGCUAGCUUGAAGAGGCAAAAGAGCAAUUAGUAACUGCUAUUAAACUAGCCCCUUCAGAUAAGAGCUUGAGAGAUGAGUAUAAGUAGAUCACAGACUAAAUGAUGACUAAGGAAAAGGAAUGGUACUCUAAGAUGAAUGGAUUUUACAGUUCCAAGAAGAUGUCCGACAUUGAGCAGAAAGACUAUGAAGAACAAAUUCUUAAAUAAAAGUUAACUAAAAAGCAUUUCCAAGAUCAAUGA